Molecule: messenger RNA, 3994 nt
Organism: Phycodurus eques (leafy seadragon)
Lineage: Eukaryota; Metazoa; Chordata; Actinopteri; Syngnathiformes; Syngnathidae
Gene: rnf150a
Product: ring finger protein 150a
Exons: 7
Coding region: 131-1435 (434 amino acids)
Source: RefSeq, a predicted model, not a curated record
CCCCCCUCCCGAUCAGCAGGUGAUAAUGUGUAGUAGAGUUCUCGCAAGUGGACCAGCACCAGACUGACUCGAGUCCGGCGACCGGAUACGUGUUUGGGGUUUUUGAAGUUGUCUGUUUCCGGGUUCUACCAUGGCGCCGUCUAUCUCUCGACUGUGCCGCAGUGUGGCUCUCUCGACGUGGCUCGUCUCCUCCCUGUGCUCCGUACACCUGUUGUGCUUGGACUUCACCGUGGCCGAGAAGGAAGAGUGGUACACGGCCUUCGUCAACAUCACCUACCUGGACCCGCUUACCGCGAGGCCGCGGAGCGACAAGAGCGAAUGCGGCCGCUACGGCGAGCACUCGCCCAAGAGGGAAGCCCGGGGGCUGGUCCUGGCGCCGUCUCUGCCGCAGGAGCGACAGAUGUGCGAGCCGGCCACCCGCUUUCCGCCGGCGUCGCGCUCCGCCGCCGCGUGGGUGGCGCUGGUGGCUGCGGGGAACUGCACUUACCGUGAGAAGAUCCGGAACGCGGCCGACCACAACGCCUCGGCCGUGGUCGUGUACAAUGUGGGCUCCAGUGGUACCAACGACACCAUCACCAUGCCCCACUCUGGUACAGGCGACAUAGUGGCCAUCAUGAUCCCGGAGCAUAAAGGUCGGGAGAUCAUGGCACUGCUGGAGCAGAACGUCGCAGUCACAUUGCACAUCACUGUAGGGACGCGCAACCUGCAGAAGUAUGUGAGCAGAACAUCGGUCGUGUUUGUCUCCAUCUCCUUCAUCAUUCUCAUGAUAAUCUCCCUCGCCUGGCUUGUCUUCUACUAUAUCCAGAGAUUCCGCUAUGCUAAUGUCCGAGACCGCAACCAGAGACGCUUGGGGGACGCUGCCAAAAAAGCCAUCAGCAAGCUUCCAGUACGCACCAUUAAGAAAGGAGACAAGGAGACCGAGCGUGACUUUGACAGCUGUGCCGUGUGCAUCGAGGCCUACAAGCCUAAUGAUGUUGUCAGGGUGUUACCGUGCAGGCAUGUGUUCCAUAAGCACUGCGUGGACCCCUGGCUACAUGAUCACCAGACGUGUCCCAUGUGUAAAAUGAAUAUACUCAAAGCCUUGGGAAUCUCUCUCAAUGCAGACUGCUCUGACGAGUCGCCGCCGGACUACGAGAUGUCGCUGGGGGGUCCGUCCGCCAGCGAAAUCACCAUCAACGAAAGCUCCGUGGCACUGGAGCUGGCCGAGAGGCCGACGGAUCCGACCCGGCUCAGUCCGAACGUGGAGUUGGCGCCGCAGGCGGAGGAGAACUACAUAAUUUCCAGCAGUGAGCACCAGUUGCCACUCAGCAGUGAUUCUGAUUCUUCACUUAACUUGGUAAGCGGGUCGCAAGUGGACCGUGUCGGAUCCAGAACCGGCGUGGGACAGAGUAUUCGGGAAAAGGAGGACGAGCAGGACCCAGGCCGAAGCACAUGAUUCUAAGGACCAAGGUUUUGCCACGUCAAGACGCUCCAAAAAUAUCACGCUCUGUCUCCAUCUGCUUGAUAGCUUUGUGCAUCUAUGGACAUUGUCCAUAUCGAGACACCCAGACAUCACCCACACUUUUUGUCACACCUGCUGGGUAUGUGGUUGUUUCAACACGCACACGUUUGUAACCCGGGAAAGGGUUAGCACCCACUUUUUCCUGCUGUCAUUGCACGACGAGCGGUACGCUACGCCAUCAAUACCCACACUUUUCAUCAUACCCGCGGGGCAUAUGGUUGUUUCAACACCCACACUUUUCCCGGUGAAAGGUUUGCAGUAAAGACUGUGGAAAUUGUUGCUUUUCCGAGCCACUAAAAAGACGAGAACGGGCUCUUCCAUCCGGUAUGAAGCGUUUAAUGAUCCAGAAAUAUGUUCUGUUCAGAUCACUGACAGUUUUUUUUAUAUAUAUAUUUGGAUUGGCUCCCCAUCUCGCCUACGCAUGCCAACUCAGCCUCUCGUACAGACAAUUGUCAUUUUUCGCACAAGUGAUGUCAACCUUGAGGGUCAGGAGGAGAAACCACUCCACACGGCAGUCGGACCUCGCAAACAUGUCGUCUUCAAGUCCUCGCCAAGUGUAUCCGUCGUGCUCACAAGGGAAAUAUAAGGGGACCAAUCAAAGGAUGCCCUCCGUACACUGUUUACUGUUGCCAAGUAGAAAAUGCUGCAUCAAAUAUGGACGAUCUAUCAGUCCAAAUGUGGGUAUUGAUAUUUAGAAAUGUUCUUUCAUAUGGGUCGGAUGUGUUUAUAGUCAACUGCAGAGAGUAGCAGGAAUAUUUAGGACCUGAGCAUCUGGUGCGAAGGCUCUCUCGAAAUUACUUCGUUGUUACGAUUCUUAGGCCAGAAAAAAGUUAAGUGAGAGCUUUCCAAUCCUCAAAAAUUCACCAAACUUUUAGGCAUGUUCAUCUUAGAAUAAACAUUGUUUGGUUGAUAGGAAUUGGAUUUGAUUGUUUUUUUAUUUUGACCCCGAAGCCAGUUUUACUUUGCCGCAUGAAAUUUGGUAGGCAUGUCUAUGAUGGGUGGACUCACCAAAAAGUCAAGAACCCAUGCCGUAACACAAACAGGAAGUCUGCAAUUUUGGUUUGAAGUGACCAUUUUAGGGCCCUCUUGGCCAUUUUCGGGGAUCCUCAAAAGAUGGACUUGUGGUCCGAGAGAUUUUGCACAAUUGCUACCAGAAUUAAACCUUUUAAAAUUGCUUAGAACUGCCUAUAUUAAUAGUUUGACCCAUAAGUAUGAUCUCAAAACAAUUUACUGGAAUUUCAAACUCAUCUUGCUAUGUUACCUAAAAUUAAAUGGCUUGCAGAUGAUUUGAUUUGGGGGGAAAAAAAUUAAUCGGAACUGCGACUACCGUGUAUGUCGUUACAUUGAAACCCAUAAAAUAAAUAAUUACUGCUUUCCUAUGCAGCGUUUUACUACGUUUUUCACUCAGUGAUGACUAUCUUUUGUUGGGCGCUGAAUGUGCCUUAUUUCCAGCAGGUAGCUAUUACUUAACAUUACCAUUACCAACAUUGAACCAUACCUUUCUCUGCAUUCACCUUGAAAAGUUAACCACCCUGCUUUCUUCAGCGCAAACGCCACCAGCAGCCUUGCCUGUCUGUCACCUGACCUCUACUGGAAUGUUCCACCACAUUGCAGUUAUAAGCCAAGCCAGCUGUGACCAACACUAGCCACUCCUCCAUUAACAUGGCGCCUUAGAAGUAGCAGGGCCUUUUAGCGGGUUCUUGUAGCAAUUAGAGAAUGAGCACAAAAAGGUGUGAAAUGUGCAUUUUUCAACAAAUAGUUUUAGUCAAGCUCUACAGAAAAAAUUGUAAGUUGGUGCGGUUGAGAAUAUCGCUCAGUAUGAUUUCUGCUCACCAGAGGCUUAGCUACACUGUAUUUGUUUACCCUGACGUGAGCGAGUGAUACCAAUGCAUAUAAAUGCUUUGGUUCAAUCUUGUUUCAUCCUGUGACCAAGGAACUCUGUUGAAGUGAGGAAAGGCGCUUCAUUUCGUCCGCCACAGCAUUAUCUAAUACAGCGGUGCCUUGAGAUACAAGUUUAAUUUGUUUGCUCUUAAAGCAAAUCACUCUUCUCUCAAAUCAUCUGUCCUCAUUGAAAUGAAUGGAGAUGCCAUUAAUCUGUUCCAGCCGUGAGAAAAGUAGCACUUUAUAAUAUUAUACUUUAUAAAAAGACGUAAUGAGAUAAAAUGAAUUACAAUGAAUUAAACAGUUUAUGUCACACUUUGCAUCAAUUGAAUGGCCAAUGCUCCACUGCCUGCCUUAGCCACCUGGGGACAGUAUAAGACAGAGAGACGUAAAUACUGUAUAUGGACGUCUGUACAGAAUAGACGGCUCAGCUCCGCGCAGAAGAUAAAAAAUAACAGGCUGUGAUUACUGUUAGAUGGCUAAAUGUGUAGCUGCACCAUUUGUGUUCAAAUAUCUGUUGCUUAAAGGGUUAAAGGCUAAGCAAUGUGAUUAUUUUAAAUACACAGUAUGUAAUUCUCUUAGUUUCAUUUUUAGUUUCACAGUGAACUUCAA